Messenger RNA from Anarrhichthys ocellatus (wolf-eel), 10822 nucleotides. Its product is annotated as macrophage mannose receptor 1. Gene Ontology annotation, molecular function: carbohydrate binding. The transcript has 48 exons. The record is from RefSeq and is a predicted model, not a curated record. The coding region runs from base 2663 to 9364 and encodes 2233 amino acids. Lineage: Eukaryota; Metazoa; Chordata; Actinopteri; Perciformes; Anarhichadidae.
AACAAGCCCUUCAGCUAUCAAGUUUGUUGUAAUUCUCUCACUUGUGAAAAGUCUCCAUCAACGUGCACAUCAGGUCUAAACUAAAGAGUAUAUUUCUCCGAUACUUCAGGAGAUUCUGAUGAGUCUGCUGAGCAAUAAAACGCGUUAAUGAGAAUUUAAUAUCAAAUUUGCAUUUAUUGUUUUAUAACAUCUUGUCAAACCCAGUUAAAAAGUAACCGUGUGAGGCAGAGGUUUGGCAGUAUAACGUUUAUGGUGCGGUUGUUGUACACCGUCUUCUGGACUUUGUGUGUCAAAUGUGAUGUGCACACUAAACUAUAAUCAACACGUCUUUAAGGUUUUUAUAGACGCCUGAAGCUCCUGUUGCACAACUUGUUUACAUCCCACAGACAGUUUAUGUUGAAGAAACUAAUUGUGUGUUUGUAUUGAUGUUGUUUUGUACUGUGUGAUAUGACUUCUUUGGGCCUUGAGCUCACAGAAUUUCUACCAUUUUCAACAAUUAUUAUUUUAUUUAUUUGAGAGAAGGCACAGUGCAAAUCAACCAAAACACAUGGUAGAAACAAAAUGCCAGAAUUAGCCGAAAGGCUAUUUUUCAUCUGUUGUCGCCGGCGAAGGUGUUAAAAAAAAAUAGACUUCCUUAAAUACAUCAAAACAGAAACAGGGUGUGCAGGUUAAGGUUAGAAAAGGACACAGUUGUUAAAAGCAGUAGUGACAUAUAUACAUAUGUAUUUUAUAUUUGGUUACUGAAAGAUCUAUAAGUGUUUUACUACACCCUCUUGAACCACAAUUUAACAUAUUCUGUUAGAUCCCCCCCCCCAAAAUUAAUUAAUUGUGCAUUGAUGGAAGUGCUUUGAUUAUUUAUUUUAUCUAGUGCAUUGAGUGCUUGUUUGGAUGGAGGCUCGAGUGGUUUCAGCCCACCGUUGUUGGCCUGUGACCAGCUUGUUAAACUGUAGUUCAGAUGAGUGAAUAUCAUAGAAUGUGGAAACAUCUCAGCAGCCUCUACAGACAUGUGGCUUCUAGUGAAUCACACAUUUGCAACAUUGAACUGGUUUGUUUUUUUAAAACUUUCAACUUAAAGGAGAGGUUGGAGUCGCACACAAAAUGUCCUUUUAAUCUCUUGGUUACGUAAGUCAAUUGUUUUUCUAAAACACAUUCAGUCUAUUGACUCGAGGUGUUUUACAUUAAAAUGCAUUUUGCAAAAAAAUGACAUGCCUAUGAAAAUAAUUGUUGUUUUUUAACCUUUUUCUAUUGUCAAAUUCAUGUUUGUUAUUAUGAAUUGCUAAUUUUGGUGAUAUAAAAUUCUAAUGUUUUAUUUGCACACUGUGGUAUCAAAAUAGCCCGCUUUGUUUUUAGCCAUUUAACUUGUGUUUGGUGGCAAACUGCAGCAGAUUGUAAAGUAGAAAAUGAGUCAAGAGAUCAAAUGUCUGUCAUCUGUGUUUUACUGCUUUCAGUCUUUGGACCCUGGCUGGAUGCUGAAAAGAGGUGAACCAGAGAGAUGAUGCUCAGAGGUCUGAUGACUGGCAGCUAGAGCACAUCUUGCACACUCCUGCAAAGGUUCAGGAGAGUUUGGAGAAAAACGUAAAGCUGUUAGGGAUGCGUAGAAACACAGCUUGAGGGGUGAACAUAGAAAAGUGAAAAUGGACGGAACACAAAGAAUGUUCCUGCAGCUGCUCAGCUUCGCUGCUCUUCUUGCUUGUGGUAAGUCUCUUCUUCAUUUCAUUUGUCAAGAUAUGAACCUGAGAGCACCGGUUUUAGUUUUUGGAAUAAAGAUAUAAAGGGAAGACAAAAUAAAAACAAAGUGUGUCAACAAAGAAAAAACAUGAAAUAUUACCUGAAAGUUGUGCUUUUAAUAUGUUGUGAGGCAGCUGUUGGCGACAUCGAUUUAAUGACUUGUGCUUUGUGCUGUUUAUUUCAAGAAAUUAUUUUGAAAGUGCGUGCAGCUCCUACAUGAAAAUUUGUUUUGGCAUACAAAUACCAUUUACAACAAAUAAACAAUAGAUUAUACGUGAGACUUCUCAACCGUAGUGCUUAUUAGUUCUUUGUUGUUUAACAAUUUACUUUCUGUCAUUUUGAAUAAGAUUAACUACUAAACAUGUGAAGAAAAGCUCUCUAGACACUUGUUUCCUUUACUACCAAUUGUCUUAGAUUAUUUAAAUUGCAGACCAUAAUAUAUUCAGUGUUCUGAAGCAUUCGUAUCAGUGGUCCAUCCAAGCGGAUGAGUGUUCUAGUUUAGUCCUUAAGGCACUGAUGUUUGGUUUUUCUUAAGGAUCACUGAUUGGCAGCACGUUGUUUUCAGAUGGAGAGUCAAUUGUGAAGAAGUUCAACUUUGCAUCUUGUGGUCUUUCAACUCAUUCCAGAUGCGUGCAAAUCAUGUGAUUCUAUAGCGUCCUGCUGAAGUUGUUAAAGUCAAACAUUAUCCAAAAAGAUUUGUGUGAGAGUGGAGCGACAUGGCUGGACUGUGGAUCUGUCAUGGGACUUUUAUGAUUGAUGGCCAUUCAAAUGAUUCACCAGCUUGUGACAUUUCACAUCAACUUUUUUACAAAUGAAACAUGAAAAGUAAUCAAAGUAUUUACAUUUUAAUUUGUUUUAAAUUGACCAUUACACUUUAAUCUUAGUGUCUCAUUGAGAAUUGUGGUGGUAGUAGGUGAGUAGAGUAGUAUUUUUGAUGUGCUGCCUCUCAUAUGUGUGGUUUUUAUUCAAUAUAUCAUGUUUUUCGAGAAAUAUGUGCACACUAACAGUAUGUUGUAUUGCUGCGUUUACAGCCCAGAGCCAGUGUCAGCAAGGCUGGAGGGAGUAUGAGAAUAAAUGUUACUUCUUUUCAACUGAUUCAAAGUCAUGGCUGGAGGCAAACGCCUUUUGUUUGGAGCAGAACUCCAACCUGAUGAGCAUUCUGGACAUUCAAGAGAGGUUGUGGGUAAGGACACAGAUUGGCGAAAUGAUCUACUGGAUAGGCCUGAAUGACAAAGGCUCAGAGGGAGUCUACGAGUGGAGUGAUGGGAGCCCUUUCAUAGAAUACAUAUCAUACUGGAUGGCAGGCCAGCCUGAUAACUGGGGCGAUGAACCCGGGGAGGACUGUGGUCAGGUGAUAGGAUCAAACUUUGGACAGUGGAAUGACGAGAACUGCACCAUUGAGAGGAGAUAUAUCUGCAAGCACAACAACCCAAAUCCUGGCCCACAGUGUGACUUAGCAAGCGGCUGGAGACAGUUCAUUUCCAACUGCUACAAGCUGAAAGCAGAUACCAGGAAGAACUGGGCGGCAGCGAGACAUGACUGUGUGCAGGAAGGAGGAGACCUGGCAUCCAUUAUCUCAGCAGAAGAGGAGCAGUUUGUCACAGGAACAAUGGACGCAUCAUGGAUUGACCUCUGGAUUGGGCUUUCCACACUGAAAUGCAACAAGAUUUCCUGUCAAGUUGAAGCAGGAAGCGAUGUGUACACCUGGUCUGAUGCUCUCCCUCUGGGGACUUACAUAAACUGGGCUGACGGUGAACCGACGGGCGAUACACAGGCUGGCGCAUGUUCUGCAAUCGUCAAAGAUUCAUCAGGCGAAUUUGGGAAAUGGAAAUCCCAUGUGUGCAGAUAUGAGCGUCCUUACAUGUGUAAACGACCACUGAACACCAUCUGCCCUGCUGGCUGGCUGAGCUUCGCUGGCAGUUGUUACUGGCCGGUCAGUAAUGUCAAUCUGUUGACCACCUGGCACGAGGCCCUCACCAAGUGCUCUGAUAUAGGGGCCCACCUGCUGAUUAUAAACAGUAAAGAGGAACAGUUCUUCAUAAACGGAAAACUUCCAGACUUUCACCAAGUGGACAUUCCUGACAUCUGGAUCGGUUUAUCAGAUAAGGACCAGGACGGGGAUUUCAAAUGGGUGGAUAAAACAGCGAUAACCUUUUCCAACUAUGGUCCUGGUUGGCCCAAAAACACUGCCGGCACCUGGGACUGUGGACAAAUCUACACAGGAAAAUAUGAAGGAAAAUGGGAAACAACCAACUGCUUCAAGAGCCUGGGUUACAUUUGUGAGAUGACAGGUGGACAGAACAUCAAACCUACUUCAGCUCCCGAGUCCCACUGUGACCCUGGGUAUUUGUUGUACGGGGACUUCUGCUAUCAUUUUCAGAGUGAGUCGGUGAAAAACUGGCAUGACGCCGAGGCUCACUGUAGCAGAGAGCAGGGUCACCUUGCCAGCUUCCACUCAGAGGCAGAGCUCAGUUUCUUAACUGCUCACAUGCCAGGGGAGUCCUGGGUGGGUUUGAAUGAUAUCAAUGUUGAAAACCACUUUGUAUACACGGAUGGAACUCCUUCAGACCCCCCCCUCCCAUGGGCGCCCAGCCAGCCAGACAACUGGGAGGGUGACGAGGACUGUGCGCACCUCAGAGGGAUGACUCACCCUGAGCACCCUGGGAAACUCAAUGAUGAUUUCUGCACCUCCACAAGGGAUUAUAUCUGCAAAAAAGCCAAAGGACAAGGACCUCCUCCCCAGCCCCCGACAUCUGGACCAGGGUGGAAUGAGAAAUGCGGCUCUUGGAUGUCUGACCCCUUUAACGACUACUGCUACCUGUUUAACUACCUGUCGAUGAGGCCAUGGGCAGAGGCUCGAGCCGACUGUGUGAACCAGGGAGGAGACCUCAUCAGUAUCACCGAUCCCUUCGAACAGGCCUUCAUACAAGGUGUGAUCCAGUUGAGUCCCACAGGUAUCUCUCUGUGGAUGGGCGGCCAUGACUCCGUCACUGAGGGCGGUUGGGAGUGGACAGAUGGUGCUCCUUUCAGAUACAUUCACUGGAAUGCAGGUAACCCAGACAACUAUAACGGUGAAGACUGCCUGUCUAUACUAAUUAACAACGGCUACUGGAAUGACGACAACUGUCUGAACAAAAGAGGAUAUGUCUGCAAACGGAAAGGAAACACACCUGAGCCUCCUCCACCUCAUGAUGGUUUCAUGACGGCGCUGGUGUGCCAGGACUCCUCUGCUGUCCUUCACUGUCCGCCCGAAAGUGUAAUUAACAUCCAGUCGGCUUUCUAUGGACGAAAGAGUGAUACGGUCUGUCCACACUUGGGUGGAUCAGAAGGAAGCUGCACUGUGCAAGGUAUCCUUCCUGGCUAUAGAAAGCGGUGUGACAACCAUCCCUACUGCUUUGCGUACGCCCAUACGGAAGUGGACCCCUGUCCCACAAUCUCCAAGUACCUUGAGAUCGUCUACAGCUGUGAACAAAAAGUGUGUCUGCACGGCCUGGGAGUCGAGGACAGGAAUAUCACGGACACUCAGCUCGCCGCUUCUUCCUCCAUUGGUGCCUUCACUCCCAACAAAGCCCGUUUGAAUGGAAAUUCCUGCUGGAUGCCUUCAGGAAUCCCAACCUCAAGCUGGAUCCAGGUAAACCUUGGCCAGACCAGAAAAGUAACAGGAAUAGUAAUCCAGGGUUGUCCUCAAAACGAAUACUGGCUUACCAAAUUCAAGAUCCAGCACAGUAUGGACGGAACGAGCUGGACUGACUACACUGCUGACGGGCAGGUGAGUAAACACAGACCUGACAAACUUGAACAUGACAGAGAAGUCCAGAGACUUCCCGGUUCAAACGCAAACUGUGAAGACGGGGAACAGGUAGUUAUUUUUUAUUUCCAUCAUUUCCAGUUUUUCCAAGGCUCAACAGACAGAAACAGUCCUGUAACUCAGCUGCUGGGGACACCCGUGUCAACUCAGUACGUCCGCAUCCUCCCAGUGGAGUUCAGUGGUCAGGCAGGCCUUCGCUUGGACGUGUUAGGAUGCACACCGGACUAUGCUAUCGCAUGCGGCAAUGAACCCAACUUCAACUUUGCCAACGAUAAAAUGACUGUCCAUUGUCCAUCACAUUGUGCCAAUGCUUAUCACAGAGUGUACGGCACGUCAGUAUAUCGUGGGGACUCGAACAUCUGUGCUGCAGCUAUCCAUGCUGGAGUGAUAUUAAAUGAUGUUGGAGGAGACUGUACUUUGUUGAAAGUGGCGGGACAGGACUUCUAUCCCGGCUCCACCAGGAACGGCAUCACCUCAUUUCAAUAUGAUGGAAACUAUGCUGUGUCUUACACUUUUGCAGAUGGGGAGCUGAGGUGUUCAGGGCCUGACUGGUAUGAGUUUGGAGAGUUCUGCUACAAACCUUUUGGAGACAAAAAGACGUGGCAUGAUGCCCAGGACACUUGCAGGACUCUGGGUGCUGAACUCGUAUCCAUCCUCUCGAUGACGGAGCAGAGCUGGCUGGAAAGCUACCUGUACAUGGCCACCACUGACGUGUGGACUGGUCUGAAUGACCUGUUUGUGACUGGUAUGUUCACCUGGUCUGACGAGCACAUAGUGACCUUCACUUACUGGGCUCCAGGGGAGCCCAACAACCACGAUGGCUUCGCUGAAGACUGUGUUGAGAUGUUACACCAGACUGGACGAUGGAACGACGUGUCCUGCACCGAGCUCAAUACCUACAUGUGCAAAAUGCCCAAAGAUCAUUAUCCAGUGCCCUCUGUGAAACCCACUGUGUACGGAUGCCCUCAGGGCUGGGAUGCAUACGGCUACUCCUGCUACUGGAUGGAGGAGAGCACCAGGAGCUGGUCGGACGCUAAGGAUUUCUGUAAAGAGCAGGACGGCUUCUUGCUGCACCUCGGAGACGUUUAUGAGCAGGCACAUUUUACAGUGACACUGUCGGGAAAGACCGGUUUGUGGUGGACUGGCCUGCGUGCUCAAGGAGGCUCUAGUGGAGGGGUCGACUACAUCUGGGACCAAGGCUCACCCCUCACCUUCACUCACUGGGACAAAGACCAGCCAGAUAACGGGGAUGGUACUUGUGUGGCUAUGACAACGGGUGUGAUCGGUGGUUUCUGGGAUGACAAGCAGUGCUUAGAGGAACACGCCUUCGUCUGUGAAAAAUUCAGGCCCGACAUCACCCCGCCCACCAAGUCCCCGACUCCUCCGCCUGCACAGGGCUGUGUUACUGGGUGGACAGCACUGCCUCACUUCAGAAACUGUUACCGGCUCUUCCACAAUGUGGACUGGUCCAUGAAGAAAAGCUGGGGAGCAGCACACGAGGACUGUGUCACCAGAAGAGCUGAUCUGGUCAGCAUCCACAACCAGGAGGAGGAAGAGUUCCUAGCUCUAUACAGCAAAGGCACCAGCAAGUGGAUCGGCCUCAAGCACAACCCUACAGAAGGAGGCUAUUCUUGGAGCGAUGGCACACCUCUCUCGCACACCAACUGGGGUCCCGGGGAGCCCAACAACCACGAGGGCCGCGAGGAAUGUGUAGAGAUGGUGAGCAACACCAACGGGACCCACGCGUGGUGGAACGAUCUCAACUGUGACGCUCACCAGGACUGGAUAUGCAUGAUUGCUAAAGGAAAGAACCCCGUCCUGCCCCCAGUGCCCCCACCUCCACUCCCAGCUCCUGAUUGUGGUACGAACCCCGGCUGGAGGAAGAACAACAACAUCUGCUACUACUACAACGACACCGACAUAGUGGACUUCCACACCGCUAUGCACCACUGCUACCAGGAAAAGGCCUCACUCGUCUCCAUCCACACCAGAGACGAGCAGGCAUACGUUAACACCAUGGUGGGGACGGGCGAGGUUGCUGCAGCUUGGAUUGGAAUGGCAAUGUUUGGCGUUGCAAGUGGACAAUACAUGUGGGUGGACUUCUCCCCUGUGACAUACACUCACUGGGGUCCGGGUGAGCCCAACAACGCCAAUGGGGAGGAGCAGUGUGUUCAGAUGAACAGACAUCAAGGUGGAUGGAAUGAUGCCAAUUGUGGUCGGGCCGGAGCAGGUUACGUCUGUAAGAAGUCCCCUGGAGAUAGCCAUACUCCUCCUCCACCCACACAGCCCUGGGAGGGCCACUGCCCUGCAGGUUGGAUGCGUUUCAACAACAAGUGCUUCAUGUUCAAAGGGAAGAAAGAUGACAUUAAAGCGAACUGGACUUCUGCCCGGAGCUGGUGCAAAGACCAAGGAGGAGAGCUGGCAGUUAUUGAUAACCAGUACGAGAAUGACUUUGUCUCUAGUUACCUGAGGGACCUGGAGCUUCCCACGUGGAUCGGCCUGUCGGAUCUCUUGCUAGAGAAUCAGUAUGCCUGGAGUGACGGGGUUAGCCCUGUGCUGUACACCAACUGGAAUGAUAAGGAGCCCAACAAUGCAGGAGGAGCAGAACACUGUGUGGCGAUGGCUCACGGACCCCUGAUGAGUGGCAGGUGGAACGAUCACGGCUGUCAUAAGGAUCAGAGCUUUGUCUGCUCCAGGAAGAAAUCAAGCAGCAUCGACCCUCCACCCCCAACCAAGAGCCCCUGUCCGGAGGGCUACAUCUCCUGGUACCGGAACUGCUACAAGCUGGUGGAGGAGCCGGCGACGUGGGACGCGGCCCAGGCGGCCUGUGAGCAGCAGGGAGGCGACCUGGCCAGCAUUGACAUGAGCUAUGACCAGGCCUUCGUCGCUGGAGUGGUCCUGCAGGGCAAAGCUGACGCCUGGAUCGGACUCAGGCGCAAGGAAGAUGGCUCCUACUCAUGGACAGAUGGCUGGCCAGUUUUUUUCACUCAGUGGGGACCAGGAGAGCCCAGCAACAUCAAGGAUGAGGGCUGCGUUAGCAUGCACGCCUCACGUGCGUUCCACGGGACCUGGAACGACACCAAGUGUGACCAAGCUAAACCCUACGUCUGCAAGAUCUCCUCAGAGCAACCGCCGCCGACUCCCGCCCCUGGUGAUGGGCAGUGUCUGCCGUUCUGGAUUCCCUACGGCCGCUUCUGUUACUACGUGUACAACGGUCAGCAGGGUUUCUCUUGGCCGGACUCCCUACACUACUGCCAGACGGUCAAGGCAAGUCUGGUGUCCAUCCACAGCAGAGCGGAGGUGGAGUUCAUCAGGAACAUGAACUACACCAAAUACCACCACAUAUGGAUCGGGCUCACCAGGGACCGCAACUUUGGCUGGGGCUGGACAGAUGCCACGUCUUUGGGCUUCCUCAACUGGGCUCCCGGUGAACCCAAUGAAGCCUUUCACCCUGGGGACGUGGCCGAGGAGAACUGUGUGGAGAUGUACCAGGACGGACGCUGGAAUGACAACAACUGCCUGCAGAAGAGAGGCUUUGCAUGCCGCCACCGCCAGUACUAUACAACAGAUGAUGGCGGUGACCCAAUUUUCCCCACUGAUGGUCCAGAUGUGAGCAAUGUCAUAUUUGUUUGUACAGAUGGAGGGGUGAUCGCCGGCGCCGUCAUUGCAGCCAUUGCGAUUUUCAGCUUGAUAGCUGGACUGCUGUUCUACGUCUUCAGUGUCCGGGGAUACAAACUGAGCGUCCCGAGUCUGCCAACAAGAACAACCACUGCCGUCGAUGUGCCUGCUUUCAGCAACCCCAAUUUCGCAGGAGAAUCAGACACAUAAACAUUGAAUAAGUCAUUCAAGUUUUGUACAGUAAAUUUACUUUUUUUUUUUUAAAUAAAUCAGUGAUAAUAGUCUCCAAAGUGCUUUAAGAUUCAACUCUAUUGUACAGUAUGUAUUGUUAUGCACCAAUAAAAAUAAGAUGUAUUAAUCUUUUGUUCUCGUGCAGCAGUUUAGAAAAUUUGUAUAUUUAAUUCACUGUUCAUGUUCUUUACUGACCUUUACCACUAAAGUGUAAUUCUUGUUUCCUUUGAGAAAAACAAGAGUAAAAAAAAAAAAAUAAAUUGACAAAACAUUUAUUUCCAGUGUUUAUUCAUCUCUGUACACUGCAACACAAAUUCUUUACAUAUUUCACAAAAGGAAAAAAGCAUCCUUCAAAGAUGUUUCUGAACAAGUAUUUGUCAAGAAGUGUAAACUUGCAGAGUAAUUCAGAAAUGAAGAACAAACGAUCGAGGAUGAUGGAAAUAAAGCCACAAGUUGCAAAAGACAAGAAACAGUUGAAGUUGCACUAUUUAUGAAUGUCAAAAUGACCUUGUGUGCAGCGUUGACAUUUUAGGAAACUUUAAAGAUCAUUUCUUUAGACGCCAGAUGAUGAUGAUGACGGGUACAUAAGUAUUCCCAAAUGCCGUGGAGUCAGUGUACUUGCUCCUUGAAAAUAAAAUAUCACUUUGUCAUUUAUGUGAGAAAAUAAAGUCAGGAACACUUUUGUGAUCCUGGUUUAGCCCUUUUAUGAUGUAAUGACAGACUGAAUUAACAAGCGAAACAUUUCACACCCAAUGGUACUCAUUUCAACACGCUAAUCUAAAGCAAUGUUUCUUUUCUCACAUUAUUUCAUACCGAUUUUCUUUGUAUCCCCUGUGAAACUAAUAACUACAUCAACGCCUCACUAAAAAAAAAAAAAAAAAAAAAAAAAAAAAAAACUACAACCAACAAAACCCAUGCGUUAUUGCUUCUAAUCAAAGUUACACCGAACAAGAGAGAAGACGAGCACAGCCCUGCCGGUCUUUGGAACACGGUGUUCUUUUGUCCAGUAAUGCUCUGAAGUGAACUACAAAUACUCAAAAGUGCAUUCGUUAGUAACCGGUUGUUUGGCCUUUUAUUCUACUCGCACAGAUUUAGUAAACAAUGCAACUCAACGAAAGUGUGGAGAAACAGAGGAAAGCAGCUUCCUGGUGCAAAAACAAAACAAAGGGAACACUGCUGUAGUUUGAUAUCUGUUGAAAGACUGUGCUGGUCCCACUAUACUUUAAAAAGGUAACUCAAACUGACUAACGCGGCCAAUGUCAUCGACUACAUCCACCUCUACACUCAAGGAAAGUCAGGGUUGUAAAAUGCCCCCCCACCUUUUUUUUGUUCUUGCAAGUAUUUAAGAUGUUUACUGAACUAUGAUGCUUGUAUAACUCAUUCGAUGGAGGGCACAAGUGCACAUUUUUUUAACAGGAUGACAAGAAUAAAAUAUAA